Messenger RNA from Prorocentrum cordatum, 333 nucleotides. The record is from the annotation of a GenBank genome assembly. NCBI's taxonomy places the organism in Eukaryota, Dinophyceae, Prorocentrales, Prorocentraceae.
AUGCCGUACGGCCGGAAGCCCGCGCGGAGCAGGAACACGUGCCAGGUGAAGUCCGUCACAGACAGCGCGCGGACGUUCAAGACCAUCGAGCUCGACUUCAACAGGGCAGAUUGGGACCUCAGCCUCCGAUCGAAGUUCAACAUCCUCCCCGUCGUCCACCGAGACGACGAUGGCGAGAUCGUUGGCAUGAACACAGAGUACAUCUGCCUGCGCGCGAGGCCACGUGCGGCGACGUCGACGCCACUGCUAGAGGUGGACGGCAUCAAGUUCCCGAUCAACCAGAGCUCGGGAUGGAUAGAGGGCAUCGACGACGUCUUCACUGCUCAGGUGUAG